AAGCGGCGGGAGGAGGCGAAAGGGGCAGGAGGAGGCGGCGGCGGUGGCGCCGGAGCGGCCUCGCUGACUCUGAUGCUCAGCAAGUGACCUCUCUCCAGCUGCCAAGAUGGUAAUAAACGUCUGUCUCCCACAAUUCAAGCCAAGAAUUCACUGCAACAAGAUCUCUGCCGAUGGCUACGAGGUGGAGAACCUGAUCUCCGAGGACCUGGCCAGGAGGAACCGCGGCUUCCGCAGCGAGUACUUCAUCAAACCCCCGGUGCACGUCACCAUCUCCUUCCCCUUCAACGUGGAGAUCUGCAGGAUCAACAUUGACGUCUCCUCUGGGGGCUACCAGACCUUCUCUGGCCUGGAAGUUUACACCUCUACCUCAUGCAACAAAACCUCUUGGCAGAGCCCUGAGGGGCAGUGCUCAGGUCUGGCCGGGCAGCCUGUGUCGGACAAAGACACCUUCACCCUGGUGGGCAAAGCUGUCUUAAAAAAUCAGAGCAAAGUGACUUUUGGCCACAGAGGCUUCAAGCCAAGGCCUCCCUUCCAUCAGAUGGAAAAUGUUUUCUCCUACCCCGGCUCGGUGUCCCAAGAUCUCUGGAACAAAGGGCCAGCCUCGCUCAGCAACGUGUCCCACCUCAAAAUCUGCAUCACCCACGUGGCCGGGGGGGGCCUGCCCAGCAUCAAGAGGCUGGAGGUGUGGGGACAACCUGCCAAGUCCUGCCCACAGGAGGUCAUCGAGGGGGUCUUCCAGGUGGCCUCCCAGUUCCUGGCCCAGGACGUCGGCAGCCUCAAGCCGGAGCUCUGGACGCCGAUGGAGAGCGACUGCGUCCCCUUCAGUGCCAACGAGCAGCAGACCCUGCACAAGCUGGUGGACGUGGUCCAAGACAUCCCUGAAGAAUUCCUGGACCCCAUCACACUGGAGAUCAUGACUUUACCCAUGCUCCUGCCCUCUGGGAAAGUGAUUGACCAGAGCACCCUGGAGAAGUGCAACCGGAGCGAGGCGUCCUGGGGCCGCGUCCCCAGCGAUCCCUUCACGGGCGUGGCCUUCAGCCAGCACUCCCAGCCCCUACCUCACCCCACCCUCAAGGCCAGGAUAGACCACUUCCUGCUGCAGCACAGCAUCCCUGGCACCAACCUGCUGGGGAGGGCUCACUCCUCGGAGGGCCUGGUGCCCUCCUCCAUCACCAUGUCUUCUCUGAAAAGGAAAAUGGACUGCAUGGAUCAGGGCUCCCUGCAGCCGCCCUAUUUUUCUGCUACAAACUUACUUGUCACUUCUACCUCAGAGAACAGUGCUAAAAAAAUGAAAACUGACAGUGAUUCCCACUUGAUCCAGAUGGACUGUUCCACAGAGCUGGUGUCCCACGAGCAGAAGCUGUCGGAGAGCUUGGACUCUGCCCUGACCUCUGCUCUCAGCUCCAUGCCCUCCUUCACGGCCAAGCUGAUGAAGAGCCAGCAGCAGGCUCCAGGAGAGGGGGGCUGCAGCACGUCCUGGAGCCUGGGCACAGCCCUUGAGCACGGCAGGAGCAGCCAGAACCAGGGAUGUGCUUCCUGUGGCAAAUCCUUCUCCUGCUACUUCAAGGCCGAGCCCGUGUACCAGCUGCCCUGCGGGCACCUCCUGUGCCGGCCCUGCCUGGCCGAGCCCAGGGCUCCGGCAUCCCCCAUCCACUGCGGGAGCUGCAAGAGGGCAGCAGCCACUCACGACGUCAGGAGGGUUCAUUUCUGAGCCCGGGAGGACGAGAAGGAGCUGCUGCUGUGCCCCGUGUCCACAGGGAGCCGCCCAGGAGCCGCAGAGCGGAGGAGAGAGGACUCUGUCUAGUGGAGCUUUUGGGGGGGGUUAGAGCCCGAGGAUGACAAAAGCCAUAGCUUCUUUAUCAAGGAAUAUGUAUUUAUGCAGGACUGGUCUGCAGCACUGCCCCGGGGCUCAGAGGUUUAGCACAGGUGCCUUUUGGACCAGCUCAGCUUCCCAACCCCACCCCUGCGAGUUCACGCCACGUUUGACCAGCAGCCAGCCGGUUGUGGAGCAGGUAAAAGCCCUUGUGAGUGACAGCACACACAAACUCCCUCCUCUGACCUCCUCCCCUUGCCCACCUGGCCCUCCCCUCUCUCAUCCUGGAAUGGGCGGUGGCUGAGGUGGGAGGAGCUGGCAGUGAUCUCACCCUGCUCAUCCAGACUCUUGUAGAAAAGCCAUCCCAUCCCACCCUCUCGGUUUAUGUCGU
Camarhynchus parvulus is the source of this 2204-nucleotide messenger RNA. RefSeq names its product U-box domain containing 5 (gene UBOX5). The record is from RefSeq and is a predicted model, not a curated record. The transcript has 5 exons. Bases 107 to 1711 code for a protein of 534 amino acids. Gene Ontology annotation, biological process: protein polyubiquitination. Lineage: Eukaryota; Metazoa; Chordata; Aves; Passeriformes; Thraupidae. Gene Ontology annotation, cellular component: nucleus. Gene Ontology annotation, molecular function: ubiquitin-ubiquitin ligase activity; ubiquitin protein ligase binding.